AUGCCGUUGGAGCGUGCGGGGCGGGUGACGCUGGUGGGUCCCCGCGGGCUGGGCUUGCCCAACAUCGUCUCCAAGCACAGCUCGCAGUUUCGGGGCAACGCGCAGCACGACGCCCUCGAGUUCCUGCUCUGGCUGCUGGACCGCAUGCAUGAGGACCUGGGCGCCGCCUCCCCUGCCCAGCAGACCCGCGUCCCCGAGGAGCCUGGCGAGGAUGGGAGCGGCGGUGCCGGCAGCUCCCCGCCGGCCGCCCAGCAUCCCCGCGGGCAGAGCUUCGUGCAGAGCCACUUCCAGGCGCAGUACAGGUCCUCCCUGACGUGCCCUCACUGCCUGAAGCAGAGCAACACCUUCGACCCCUUCCUGUGCAUCUCCCUGCCCAUCCCGCUGCGCCAGACCAGGUUCGGGCCGCCGCUGGUGCUGCGGGAGGAGCGGUUCGUCUCCGGGGAGCAGCUCCAGCAGAGCAUCCUGGCCCAGCUGCGGGCCCUGCUGCGGGGAGAGGUGCGGGCGCAGGGGGCGGGAGCCCUCUUCCGCAUCCGCCUGGCUGGGGGCUCAGCCCCCUGCGCCUACCUGUCCCCGCAGGACCCCCGUCCUCUCUGCCACCCCGCCGUCGACAGAGCGCUGCAGCUGAGUGGGGCGGGUGGCCCUCCCCACGUGAAGCUGACGGUGGAGUGGGACGUGAGCACCAAAGAGCGCCUUUUCGGCAACAUCCAGGAGGAGGUGGUGCAGGACGCGGAGAGCGUGCAGCUGCAGCAGCAAGCGCACCGGCAGCAGCACAGCUGCACGCUGGAUGAGUGCUUCCAGCUCUACACCAAGGAGGAGCAGCUGGCCCCAGACGACGCCUGGCGCUGCCCGCACUGCAAGGUCCCCCAGCAGGGCACGGUGAAGCUCAGCCUCUGGACGCUGCCCGACAUCCUCAUCAUCCACCUCAAGCGCUUUCGCCAGGUGGCUGAGCACCGGCACAAACUCACCACGCUGGUGAGAUUCCCCCUGCGGGGUCUCAACAUGGCCCCCCACAUGGCGCAGCGGGGCCAGGCCGGCAGGCAGCUGUUGGGGCGCUGGGCGCCCUGGCAGCCCCCCCUCUGCCUGCCCCCGAGCUGCCCCCGUGACUCCCCUCUCACCCCCCACGGCAGCAUGCAGGGCGGCCACUACACCGCCUACUGCUGCAACGCCCUGGACGGGCGAUGGUACAGCUACGACGACAGCAGGGUGGAGGGGGUGCAGGAGGCAGAGGUGAGCACCCGCAGCGCCUACAUCCUCUUCUACCAGCGCCGCAACGCCGUGCCCGCAUGGUCGGCCGGCAGCUCCGUCAGGGGCUCCACUGCCUCCUCGCUCUCAGGUCACUGGCUGGCCCGCCUGGGCGGCAGCACACAGGACACCACGGCCUCGCGUCCCUCGGCCACCCGGCUCUCCCUGCCCGGCACCCUCGAUGCCACCGCCACCCCGGAGAAACGGGAUUAUUAUCACGACCCAGAGCUGCUGGUGUCAGAGGUGGCCCUGGGGCUCCUGGUGGCAUGUCACGCGCUGCAGAGCCUCAGCAGCUCCUGCACCCCACAAACCCCCUGCACCCCACGAGCCCCCCCCUCACCCACCCCCGGCCUGGGUUAUUGCUGGUCGGGUCCCAUCCUGCUCCGGCGAACAAGCGGAGGGGGAAGAAGCCGAAGAAAUGAAAUCCCGCUGCAAAGCGCCGGUGAGCUCGUUGUCACCUGGCCGGUACCCAGUGGCAUCCGCCCUCGGGGCACGGAGGAGGUGGUGGCGUCGCCCCAGGACCGUGGGUGCUGCGGGGUUGGAGGGGCGCAGGCACCCAGUCAAAAGGCCAAGUCUGGAUAA
Messenger RNA from Aptenodytes forsteri (emperor penguin), 1824 nucleotides. It is a transcript of the gene USP43, whose product is annotated as ubiquitin specific peptidase 43. Gene Ontology annotation, molecular function: cysteine-type deubiquitinase activity. The record is from RefSeq and is a predicted model, not a curated record. Gene Ontology annotation, biological process: protein deubiquitination. Lineage: Eukaryota; Metazoa; Chordata; Aves; Sphenisciformes; Spheniscidae.